AUGUCGAUCCUUCAGCCAGAGUCUGGCAUUUGGUACAGCCUAUGUUGGCUCGUUGUGAUCGCAAGGCUCGCAUCAAGAAAACUACACUUGGGAUCAUGGCGGAGAUUACAGGUGGACGAUUAUCUGAUCGUCGUGGCUAUGCUGACGGACACGAUUCUCAUGGCCGUUAUGGAAGUCAUUACACACACUAGCAGCAACUUGAUUGCUCCCGGCGAGGAUGUCUCUGCUUUCACUGAGCGGGAAAUCCAAGACCGCAUCUACGGGUCCAAAUUAGUUCUCGUCUCGGAGCAGAUGCAAAUCAUCACUAUCUGGCUUGUGAAAGCAUGUCUACUGCUCAUGUACUAUCGCAUGACACUGCUGUUGCCAUCGCAUAAGAUAGUCAUUGCUACUGCUGCUUAUGUUGCAAUUGGAUUUGUCGUUAUGGAAAUUCUCUAUCUUGGCGUAUGGUGUCGCCCAUUCUCACAGUACUGGGCUGUGCCGCCAUCGAACGAACAAUGUUCCGCGGCAACCAACCACUUGAUAACCAACUCGGUUCUCAACAUAUCUUCCGAUAUAAUCAUCAUCUUCAUCCCCAUGCCCUUGCUUUUCAAGGUCAAGCUCCCACUGAAGAACAAGGCUAUCCUGAUCAUGUUGUUCCUGAUUGGAACAUUUACGAUUGUGGCUGCAGCACUAAACAAAUACUACUCUUUCACGAACCCCUUCGGCAAUGAAUGGACGAUUUGGUACCUGCGCGAAUCUUAUACAGCACUCCUUUGCGCGAACCUACCCCUCACGUACCCACUCGUACAACGCAUAUUCAAGCUCAAGAACUGGAGCUACCAAUCCUACGGCGGACGCUAUCCCUACGGACGAGGAACGACCCGCGGUACCAUGCAUGGCACGCACUCGAAAUUCUCGGCUAUUCGAAGCAAGCACCGUAAUCAGCGCCUUCAAUCCGUACCUAGUACCAAUGACCGGAGUAUACGGAGGACUGAGAGUGAGGAGCAGAUCAAUGAUGGGAGGGGCAUACCUCUGGAGAUUUACCACAACACAGAAGUUACGGUACAAUCGACCAGCAGAACCGAAAUUGAGCCUCUGGAAUACCCAAAGAACGUUGUAAUCGUUGAUUCGAUCAGGAAGAGCGAGGAGAGCGAUUCACACAAGAGCAGAGCAUCAGCGAAAUCCCCUGUAUGA
Molecule: messenger RNA, 1173 nt
Organism: Aaosphaeria arxii CBS 175.79
Lineage: Eukaryota; Fungi; Ascomycota; Dothideomycetes; Pleosporales
Exons: 6
Coding region: 1-1173 (390 amino acids)
Source: RefSeq, a predicted model, not a curated record